AUGGGUCGUCUUCAUUCCAAGGGAAAGGGUAUCAGCGCCUCCGCCGUUCCAUACUCUCGACAAGUCCCAACAUGGUUCAAAUCCACCCCCGAUACCGUCGUUGACAACAUCUGCAAGCUUGCACGAAAGGGUGCUACUCCAUCUCAGAUUGGUGUAGUCCUCCGUGAUAGCCAUGGUGUCGCCCAGGUCAAGGUCGUCACUGGUAACAAGAUUCUACGAAUCCUCAAGUCAAAUGGCCUCGCACCAGAAAUUCCAGAGGACCUCUACAUGUUGAUCAAGAAGGCUGUUGCUGUCCGCAAGCACCUUGAGCGAAACCGAAAGGACAAGGAUUCCAAGUUCAGACUUAUUCUGAUCGAGUCAAGAAUCCACCGAUUGAGCAGAUAUUACAAGACGGUCGGUGUCCUCCAGCCAACAUGGAAGUACGAGAGCGCCACAGCCAGCACCAUGGUCGCAUAA
Lithohypha guttulata is the source of this 456-nucleotide messenger RNA. It is a transcript of the gene RPS13, whose product is annotated as ribosomal 40S subunit protein S13. Gene Ontology annotation, cellular component: cytosolic small ribosomal subunit; ribosome; nucleolus. Gene Ontology annotation, molecular function: structural constituent of ribosome; small ribosomal subunit rRNA binding. The transcript is spliced from 3 exons. Bases 1 to 456 code for a protein of 151 amino acids. NCBI's taxonomy places the organism in Eukaryota, Fungi, Ascomycota, Eurotiomycetes, Chaetothyriales, Trichomeriaceae. The record is from RefSeq and is a predicted model, not a curated record. Gene Ontology annotation, biological process: translation.